This is a messenger RNA of Stegastes partitus (bicolor damselfish), 1562 nucleotides long. RefSeq names its product neutrophil cytosolic factor 1 (gene ncf1). Gene Ontology annotation, molecular function: phosphatidylinositol binding; superoxide-generating NADPH oxidase activator activity; protein binding. Gene Ontology annotation, biological process: respiratory burst; superoxide anion generation. NCBI's taxonomy places the organism in Eukaryota, Metazoa, Chordata, Actinopteri, Pomacentridae. The record is from RefSeq and is a predicted model, not a curated record. The coding region runs from base 109 to 1308 and encodes 399 amino acids. Gene Ontology annotation, cellular component: cytoplasm; NADPH oxidase complex. The transcript is spliced from 10 exons.
ACGAGUAAAGAGGAACUCGGCUCUUGCGGCACAUCGAUGACACACUCAGAGUAUUAAAGCCUCAUUUCUGGUGUGUUUUACUUCAGUUGGACUCUGCUGCAUCUCAGCAUGGAGGAGAUCUACGUCAGGCAUGUGGAGCUGCUGGGCUUCGAGAAACGCUUCUUCCCGAGUCAGCACUACGUGUACAUGCUGAUGGUGAAAUGGAGCGACCUCUCAGAGAAGCUCAUCUACAGGACGUAUCCUGAAAUUCACACUUUCCACAAAUCGCUGAAGGAGAUGUUUCCCAUCGAGGCUGGUCAAAUAGAAAAGAAGGACAGAAUCAUCCCUUCAUUACCAGCUCCACGGUGGGUGGACAGCCAGAAGUCGAGAGAAACCAGGAAGACCACGCUGGCCGAGUACUGCCACUCGCUGGUCAACCUGCCGCCUCACAUCUCCCGCUGCAAACUGCUGUCCAGCUUCUUCAAGGUCCGACCGGAGGACGAAAACCCGCCGGCCCAGCACACGCUGAAAAGAAACGAGACGUUCGUGGUGUCCAGGGAGCUGAACAGAGGCAUCGCAUCUGAGAUUUCCGGCCCCAUCAUCCUGGACACCUACAGAGUGAUCGCAGACUUCGAAAAGACGUCCAAACACGAGAUCAACCUGCACACCGGCGACCUGGUGGAGAUUGUGGAGAAAAAUCAGAACGGUUGGUGGUUCUGCCAGUUCGAGACGAAACGAGGCUGGAUUCCUGCGUCCUACCUGGAGCCUCUGGACGGACCGGAGGAGGCCGAGGACGCUGAGCCCGACUACGAAGGCGAGCUGCACGUCACCGUCCAGGCCUACGAGGCGGAGCAAGGGGACGAGAUUUCUCUGGAGAUUGGUGAAACCGUGGAGGUCAUUCACAAGCUGCUGGACGGCUGGUGGGUUGUCAGGAAAGGAGAGGAGACCGGUCACUUCCCCUCCAUGUUCCUGCAGAAGGCCGGCAAACGAGAGAAAUAUGAAGCUGAGAGGAUUAAUCUGCGGGGACAGAGGCCACCACCUCGCAGGUCUGCUCAUAUUUUAGUUAAAUUUUCUGACAAAUCAGAGAUGGUCGAGCAGAAACAGAUUUACAUUUUAGCAUCAGCUCUGAGCCCAGAUUUGACCAGAUGCCGUUUCCUACCGACAGAUAACAUCCCCGAGCAGUCCGGCUCCAGCUCCGAGGGCGAGCCGAAGAAGGAGGCGCCGGUCAUCCCUCCCCGGCCCAGUGCGGAGCUCAUCAUGGAGCGCUGCACCGACAAAACCCGCAAGAAAGUCAGCAUCCACAAGUCACAACCCAGCUCCACCAGCUAGCAGCUAAAAAUCACCAUCAAACAGCCGCUUUAGAAGCUUUUCUCCAGACAAGAUGGUGGCUCAGGUACAAAAUGUAGCGAUGUUCAGGGCGUCGUAUGCUCUCAUGAGAUCUUCAUGAGAUGAAAUACGAUGUGAUGAGAUAAAAGAUGAGAUAUGAUAAGAUAAGUUAAGAUAAGGUGAGAUGAAAUUAAAAAAGAUGAGACGAGAUCAAAUAAAAUGAUAAAAUUCGACGAGCAAAGACGUGAUGAGAUAAA